Quercus robur (English oak) is the source of this 1408-nucleotide messenger RNA. RefSeq names its product DNA repair protein XRCC4. The transcript has 4 exons. Gene Ontology annotation, cellular component: DNA ligase IV complex; nucleus; DNA-dependent protein kinase-DNA ligase 4 complex. Gene Ontology annotation, molecular function: DNA binding. The record is from RefSeq and is a predicted model, not a curated record. Lineage: Eukaryota; Viridiplantae; Streptophyta; Magnoliopsida; Fagales; Fagaceae. Gene Ontology annotation, biological process: positive regulation of ligase activity; DNA recombination; response to X-ray. The coding region runs from base 158 to 931 and encodes 257 amino acids.
UCAAAUACCACCACAAAGUGGUUUUAAAAACCACGAGUAGGACCAAAUGAAAUCAGUUGUGCGGAAGAAGCUAUUGCUACCUAGUGAUUGAAAAGGCGGGAAAGACUCUCACACACUCUCUCUCUCUCAAAAUCUGAUUACUACAUAUAGAACAGAAAUGGAGGAAGAGAGACACACAUGCCUAAAGCUGGUGCCCCAAGACAGCGACCCAAUCUUCGUGAAGGGCACCUGGUUCCCCUCCCAUUUCCACCUCUCCAUCACCGACGGCCUCCACACCUGGAUCUGCCAUGCCUCCCAAGACGACGUCCGUGACCGAGCCGCUCUUUGGGACCAACCCGUCUCCGACUACGUCCUCUUGGCCGAGCGCUACCUAGGGUUUCAGCAACCCGGCUCUGUCUAUCGCUUCACCGAUGCUGGAGACUCCAACAAAAGGUUGUCGUGGACUUUUGAGAAAGAAGGGACCAAGCUAGAAUGGCGAUGGAAGUGUCAGCCGUCGCCUAAUAGUAAGGAAACUACAGCAGGGAUAUUGGACUUUCUCAUGGAUGCAAAUAUAAGGCUAAGUGAAGAAGUUGUCAGAAAAACUCAAUCUUUUGAGAUGCUGAAAGUGGAAGCUGAGAAGUGUUUAGCACAGAGUGAGAGAAUUAACAAAGAGAGGGUGGAUUUUGAAUCUGAAAUAUAUGCAAAGUUUCUUGGGGUCUUAAAUUCAAAGAAAGCAAAACUAAGAGAUCUUCGAGAUCAGAUUUCAAAUAAAAAGGCUGCUGGGAAAUUGCCUGAAGAAGAGGAAGAAGGAUCCACUGACAAAACUGAAAGUUUUGAUGAUGGAAGUGACAAUGAGACAAGUGAGGAAGAACCUGCAGAAAAAGUUUCAGGCACUUCAAAGGAUAUUCUAGUGGGUAAGCCUCGUGGCCGAAAGAGGAUUGCACGCAUUUAGUACCUCACAGGUCAAGUGUAUAUUCUGCCAUGUUAGGCAUUGCCUUUCUCCCUUCUCUGCCAUUUCUGUUUUAUAUACUUUUUUUUUUUUUUUUAAAUUUUAUUUUAAGGGCGGGGAGGGCGGUUGUGCAUUGAAUUUUGUAAAGGUUUUCAACAUGUAUUGAGAUUUUUAGGUAGUAUACAAACUUAUCCGCAUGUCAUUAACAUACCACAGGCUACUUUUCUUCACAGCCGUUUCUGCUACUGAAGAGGAUUUAGUAACAACAGUCACAACACAAGAAUUAGACGUAGGCAAUAUUUGGUUACAAACUGAAUCUCUGCCAGUGUAAUGCUACAGUUAUCUGCAGAAGAAUGACCUCAGUAAGAGUGAUCUGGUAGAAGUAGAUGCUAGAAUUGCUUGAAAAUAGAUUGUUAUAGGACAGGUAAGAGUAGGAGUGGUACUUGGGAAUUUAAAUUGGAAAUUUAAUCUGUUAGUUAA